Messenger RNA from Verticillium dahliae VdLs.17, 561 nucleotides. RefSeq lists its product as uncharacterized. The record is from RefSeq and is a predicted model, not a curated record. Bases 1 to 561 code for a protein of 186 amino acids. NCBI's taxonomy places the organism in Eukaryota, Fungi, Ascomycota, Sordariomycetes, Glomerellales, Plectosphaerellaceae. The transcript is spliced from 2 exons.
AUGGACUAUCUGGACCUCGCACGCUCGUCAUCCUCCUCGUACGGCCCCGGAAGUACAAGCUCUAGCAUGGGGUACAUGUCCGGCUCUGGGUAUGGGAGCUACGGCUCCGGAUACGGAUCAAGCCUGGGGUACGGGUCGGGCUCGGACUACGGUAGCUAUGGCUCCGGAUAUGGAUCCAGCCUCGGCUACGGCAGCAGCGGCUCUGGGUAUGGGAGCUACGGCUCCGGAUCCAGCCUUGGCAACGGCAGCAGCGGCUCUGGGUACGGAGGCUACAGCUCUGGAUACGGCACCUACGGUUCUGGCUAUGGAUCAAGCUCAGAUUACGGCAGCUACGGUUCCGGAUACGGAUCUAGUUCGGGAUACGGCAGCUCAUGCUCAGAUUGCUGUAGUUACAGUUCCGGUUAUGGUUCCAGCUCGGGAUACGGCAGCUCCUGCUCGGAUUGCUGUAGUCACAGCCCUGCCUAUCGGUCCAGCUCAGGAUAUGGCGGCUCCGGCUCAAGGAACUUGACCUACUGGGGUCCGCACGGCCGGGGAUUCCGGCUUUUCGGGGGGUGUCGGUAA